UGGAUCAGAGUAAAUUGGAGAUAUUUAAUAUCCGAGUUACCAAUAUUCUGGGCGUUGAAUACACUCAAGUCUGGUGAUGGUGUGGCGCUGUUCAGGUCGUGGCACUACCCAGCCUUGCAUUCUUAUCGAUAUCAACGCCAUCAGCUCUUUUGCCAUCAACCCGUCUCUCGGCCCUCAAGCUUAAGAUGAAUAGGCUCUUUGGAACAAAAAACACCGCACCAAAACCCACAUUGAACGAUGCCAUUGGUGGCAUCGACGAGAGAGUCUCUUCCUUGGACGUCAGGCUUUCGAAACUCAACUCUGAGUUGCUCACAUACCAGCAGAAGCUCGCCAAGAUGCGCGACGGCCCCGGGAAACUGGCGCUCAAGGCUCGGGCGAUGAAGUUGCUCAAGCAGCGCAAACAGAUCGAGACCCAGAAAGACCAGUUGGAGUCGCAGGCGUGGAACAUGAGUCAGGCGUCCAUGACCACCGACAACUUGAAGAAUACCAUGAUCACCAUUGAUGCUAUGAAGACAACCAAUAAGGAAUUGAAAAAGACCUACGGAAAGAUUGAUAUCGACAAGAUUGAGUCGUUGCAGGACGAGAUGUUGGACUUGAUCGAGAAGUCGAACGAGAUCCAGAGUUCGUUGUCUAUGAGCUAUGAUGUACCGGACGACAUUUCCGAGAGUGAAUUGGAUGCCGAGUUGGAUGCGUUGGGGGAGGAGAUGGACUUUGAGGCGGAGAUGAACUUUGGUGGCUCCGUGCCCAGCUAUCUCCAGGAUGAGUCGCUACCUAGCUUUGUGGAGGAGGCAGCUCCUGAGGAGGCCAAGAUUGUGGAGUAGGAUAAAUGGUGCCAGUAUACGGUGUAAGCCGUAAGGAAAUAAUCAUUACGAAAGAGUAAGGAUAUUACUGGAGUUUAGGUGGAAUGAAAUUAACAAGUAUAGUUUAUGGCAUUCCAUGUAUAUGUCAAGUCAUUAUAUUUGGUCAAAUCUUGUGGUCCAAUCCAAAUUAUGUUGGUAAUAGCUGACCCCAUGAAUUGUUUAAUCUUGGUUUUAGAUUAAACCGGUAAACAGUCUGGAACGACCCGUGCUAUGUAGAAAAUAUGACAUUGAUAUAAGGCUUCUGCCAGUGACGAUGAUAUGAAACAUUCACAUGCUAUGACU
This is a messenger RNA of Babjeviella inositovora NRRL Y-12698, 1142 nucleotides long. RefSeq names its product Cta1p (gene CTA1). The transcript is spliced from 2 exons. The record is from RefSeq and is a predicted model, not a curated record. Gene Ontology annotation, biological process: vesicle budding from membrane; late endosome to vacuole transport via multivesicular body sorting pathway. NCBI's taxonomy places the organism in Eukaryota, Fungi, Ascomycota, Pichiomycetes, Serinales. The coding region runs from base 186 to 821 and encodes 211 amino acids. Gene Ontology annotation, cellular component: multivesicular body.